Brassica napus (rape) is the source of this 2284-nucleotide messenger RNA. RefSeq names its product cysteine-rich receptor-like protein kinase 44. Bases 133 to 2145 code for a protein of 670 amino acids. Gene Ontology annotation, molecular function: protein kinase activity; ATP binding. Gene Ontology annotation, biological process: protein phosphorylation. The transcript is spliced from 7 exons. Lineage: Eukaryota; Viridiplantae; Streptophyta; Magnoliopsida; Brassicales; Brassicaceae. The record is from RefSeq and is a predicted model, not a curated record.
UCAUAUAGACCCCUAGAUUGGUCUUGCAUGAAACUGACAGUUGGAGAAACUUAUUUUUUUUUGUUACAUUUUCCUUUUUAGGAAGAACCGGGAAGAAACUAAACAUUUGGAAUCAGAACGUCUAGUUUUGCCAUGACAGGUUCUUGUUCUUCGUCUCCACCACAACAUUUCUUCUUCUUCUUCUUCUUCUUCUUGUUCGUCCCUUUUCUAAGCUUAGCACAACAAACUGUGGAUAUAAACAGUUCUAACUGGGAUAUUCCUCCGAAGUCACUAUGUCUAUCCCAACAAGGCAACUUCUUACAUUCCGAAUUCUUCCACAACCUUAAACGUCUUGUCUCUUCAAUCCAAUCUCUCCGUUCCAACACCUACAACUUCUACAACCUCUCCAUCGGAACAAACUCAGAUAAAGAUAAAGUCCAAGCCAUGGGGCUAUGCAACAGAGUACUCAGUCGAGUAGAUUGUCUCAACUGUAUCUCCCAUGCUGCACAGAUUCUAACCACAAGCCACUGUCCACGUAGCAGAGAAGCUCACAUACGUACCUCAAAAUGUAUGUUUCGUUACUCGGACAAGCCCAUUUUUGGGAAACUCAAAACGUUCCCUACCAUGGAGGCUGUGAACCCAAACAACGCUACUGCAAACCGAACCGAUUUUAUUCGAAUGCAGAGCAAGUUACUUAACCAUCUCAUACUCCAAGCUGCAAGAGGUGACUCUAAGAGGAAGUAUGCUCAAGGAGAUGGUCCUGCUCCUCCACCUUACACCAGAUUCUACGCCACCACGCAGUGCACGCCUGAUUUGUCUCAUAAAGAUUGCAACCGAUGUCUCCUUUAUGGUCUUCAGAACGCGACGGAAGGGAGAAUUGGGAUCAGAUGGUUUUGUCCGAGUUGUAAUUUUCAGAUUGAGAGUGACCUGAGAUUCUUCCUUUUAGAUUUUGAGUAUGAGCCUGAUGGCCCUGAUCGAUCAACAAUAACAGGAAUAAGCAAAACCAAAAGUAUUAUUGCGACAGUGGGCUCAGUUGUUGGUUUAGUCAUAAUCAUAAUAUGUAUUUACUUCUUAUUGACAAGGGAUAGAAGAAAAGAAAAACAAAGUCUUGAAGGAAAAGAUGUCAAAGACAGUAAGAUUAAAGAUGCACAAUUAUUUCAAAUGGACAUUGAUACCAUAAGACUAGCAACUAAUGACUUCUCUCCUAACAAUCACCUUGGAGAAGGUGGCUUUGGUGCAGUUUAUAAGGGUGUUCUUGUUUCUGGGGAAGCGGUGGCUGUGAAAAGAUUGUCAAUGAAAUCAGGACAAGGAGACAAUGAGUUCAUAAACGAAGUCUCAUUGGUCGCAAAACUUCAACAUAGGAACCUUGUUACGCUUUUAGGUUUCUGCUUAGAUGGAGAAGAACGACUUCUCAUCUAUGAGUUCUUCAAGAACACAAGCCUCGAGCAUUAUAUAUUUGAUUCUAAUAGGAGAAUAAUCCUGGAGUGGGAAACGCGUAAGAGAAUAAUCUUAGGUGUUGCUCGAGGUCUUCUUUACCUCCACGAAGAUUCUCGUAUCAAAAUUAUUCAUAGAGAUCUUAAAGCAAGCAAUGUUCUAUUGGACGAUGAAAUGUAUCCGAAAAUCGCGGAUUUUGGAACGGCUAAGUUGUUUGAUACAGAUCAAACAAAUCAGAUCAAGUUUACAAGCAAAGUUUCAGGAACCUACGGUUACAUGGCUCCAGAGUAUGCGAUGAACGGGCAGUUCUCAGUGAAAACUGAUGUAUUUAGCUUCGGUGUACUAGUUCUUGAGAUCAUUACAGGAAAGAAACACAACUGGUCUCCAGAAGAAGAAACCUCACUGUUCCUCCUUAGCUAUGUAUGGAAAUGCUGGAGAGAAGGGAAAGUGUUAAACAUUGUGGAUCCAACUCUGAUUGAAACAAAAGGUCUAAGUGAUGAGAUCAUGAAAUGCAUUCACAUUGGUCUGUUGUGUGUUCAGGAGAAUGCAGAGAGUAGACCAACAAUGGCUUAUGUUGUUGUAAUGCUGAGUGCGAGCUCUUUCGCGUUACCGAGACCCUCACAACCUGGUUUUUGCCCACUUGAUGGAGAAUCAUCAUCAUCAAGAGGCAAUCACACAAGUAGUAUUCCGUCUUUCAAUAGUGUUUCAAUCACUCAGUUAGUUCCUCGUUAAUCCGUGUGUAAUUGUAUUGCUUUAAAAUCUACUUCAGCAUGAUCAUUGCUGAAUCCAGUUGAUGAACAAAACUUGUUGAUAGUGUUGUAAACGAAGAAAAUUUCAAUGGCUUAGUGGUAACUGCCCUAUAUUUAUGUCA